Molecule: messenger RNA, 2182 nt
Organism: Helianthus annuus (common sunflower)
Lineage: Eukaryota; Viridiplantae; Streptophyta; Magnoliopsida; Asterales; Asteraceae
Product: glucomannan 4-beta-mannosyltransferase 9
Exons: 9
Coding region: 295-1893 (532 amino acids)
Cellular component (GO): Golgi apparatus
Molecular function (GO): mannan synthase activity
Source: RefSeq, a predicted model, not a curated record
CCUUUAUAAGCACAUUUCUUUUCCUAUUCUUGCUCACCCCUCCAUCUUUCUCACUGUUCUUUUUUUUGCCAAUUGUUUGUUCUGAUUACAAAAACAGAAAGUUGUCAGUACCAUCUUUCCUGUCUUUACGAAAUCAUUACUUAUAAAACGUAUAUAAUGUGUUUGCUUUAAACUCCACAUGUUUUGCUAUUUUUAAAGUCAAAUUCCAACCCAAAAACAAGAGCAUUCCCUAUUUUUUUUGCUGUCAAUUUCUUCUUCUGCUUGCUCUAUUCUGUAAGCUUAAAAAAAGAGUAAAUGGAGAAGCUUUCCACGAUGAAAAUUCUUCCGGAAUUGUUAGUGGGCGCACAGGACGACAUUGCAAGGCAAAUUAUGGUGAUUUGGAAUCAGGCGAAGGUGUCGUUAGUGGUGCCAUUUCUGAGAGUCUUUGUGUAUAUUAAUCUGGUGAUGUUGAUAAUGCUGUUCACAGAAAAGGUUUACAUGGCUAUGGUCGUUGCAUUUAACAUGUUGUUUGGUAAAAAACUAGAACAACGUUACAAAUUUGAACCAUUUGAAGAUGAUGUUGAGCUGGGUAGCUCUAUUUAUCCUCUUGUUCUUGUUCAAGUUCCAAUGUUCAAUGAAAGAGAGGUUUAUCAGCUUUCUAUUGGAGCUGCAUGUAGGCUUUCAUGGCCGUCUGAUCGUAUUGUGGUUCAAGUGCUUGAUGAUUCAACAGAUCCAUUGAUCAAGAGUAUGGUGGAAAUGGAGUGCAACAGUUGGGCAAGCAAAGGAACAAACAUACAUUAUCAAGUUAGGGACAAUCGAAAGGGAUACAAAGCAGGGGCACUUAAAGAAGGUCUAAAACAUGAUUACACCAAACAAUGUGAGUACGUGGUCAUCUUUGAUGCUGAUUUCCAACCCGAACCAGAUUUUCUCACUCAGACAAUUCCGUUUCUUCAUCAUAACCCUGAAUUUGGUCUUGUUCAAGCUCGUUGGAAAUUUGUGAACUCAAAUGAUUGUUUAAUGACAAGAAUACAAGAGAUGUCACUUGAUUAUCAUUUUAAAGUGGAGCAAGAAUCUGGCUCUAUUAUUCAUGCAUUCUUUGGAUUCAAUGGAACUGCCGGAGUUUGGCGGAUGGCUGCCCUUAAUGAGGCAGGUGGAUGGAAAGACCGUACCACAGUGGAAGAUAUGGAUUUAGCAGUCCGAGCUAGUCUUAAAGGAUGGAAGUUCUUAUACAUUGGCUCACUAAUGGUUAAAAAUGAACUACCAAGUGUAUUGAAAGCUUAUCGGUAUCAACAACAUCGUUGGUCUUGUGGCCCAGCAAACCUUUUCAGAAAAAUGGUUUUUGAAAUCGUGAAAAAUAAGAGAGUGACAUGGUGGAAGAAACUAUAUGUGUUGUAUAGUUUCUUCUUUGUAAGAAAGAUCGUAGCUCAUAUCGUUACAUUCACACUCUAUUGCGUUGCGAUUCCUGCAACAGUAUUGAUACCGGAAGUUAUGAUUCCAAGUUGGGCUACAAUAUAUAUCCCAACCAUCAUCACGCUUCUGAAUGCAGUUGGAACUCCCAGGUCUUUCUAUUUGGUGGUGUUUUGGGUUCUCUUUGAGAAUGUCAUGUCCCUACAUCGGACUAAGGCGACAUUCAUCGGACUUUUUGAAACCCGGAGAGUGAAUGAAUGGGUCGUCACUGAGAAGCUUGGAGAUGCUUCCAAGGUCAAAGAAGCACCGCAACAAAGUCAAUCACGAUUUAAAAUAGGUGAAAGAAUUCUUAUGCUAGAGCUUUGUCUGGGAUUUGUCAUUUUUGGAUGUGCUUGCUAUGAUCUUGCAUAUGGAAAGUACCACUACUAUAUUUACCUUUAUCUACAAGCUAUAGCUUUCAUCACAAUGGGUUGUGGUUAUAUUGGCACUCAGGUCCCAAGCUCUUAGCUCCCAAAUGUUCGUUUCAAUUCUCUUACUGCUUUUCAAUUGCACGUUUGAAUCACGAUCUACGUAAUUUGAUGCCUGUGCUGCAUACGAUCUACACCAUACAAGGACUACUUGAUGACAUGCAACUUUCUUUGUAGAUUUCUAACAAGAAAAGAAAAGAAAAUGCGUAUGUCCUUAAUUGUAACGUUUAUGUAUGUAGAAUUUGUUUUGUAUGUAAUAUCUUGUUCCUGUAUAAUUACUUUAUAAAUCUUUGAUUUUGAAUAAUAAGAUAUCACGUUGUUCGAUUAUC